ACAGUCUCUCUCACUGUCCACUUUCUCUCUCUUUCUACUUUGAGGGAUAAAGAGUACUGAGUUUCCCAAAAGAGGGAAAAAUAAAACUAUCAUUUCCAUCCCCAGAAGGUGAAGGCAUCCCAUCACUCCCGAGAAGGCCACGCCCCCAGGCCAGUUAUCCAAACACAAGAAAACAGCGAACUAUUCACUCCCAGGUUCGCACAUGGCGAGGGAGAAGAUAAAGAUAAAGAAGAUCGAUAACAUAACGGCGCGGCAAGUGACUUUCUCGAAGAGGAGAAGAGGGCUUUUCAAGAAGGCGGAGGAGCUGGCGGUGCUGUGCGACGCCGACGUCGCUCUCAUCAUCUUCUCCGCCACCGGCAAGCUUUUCGAGUUCGCCAGCUCUAACAUGAAAGAUAUUCUUGGAAAGUAUAAACUGCAUUCGAGUAAUCUCGACCAAGUAAAUCAACCUUCUCUUGAACUUCAGCUAGAGAAUAGCCUUCAUAUGAGAUUAAGCAAGGAGGUUGCUGACAAGACUCAUGAGCUUAGACAGAUGAAGGGUGAGGAGCUUCAAGGAUUAAGCUUAGAGGAACUACAAAAGUUGGAAAAAAAGCUUGAAAAUGGACUAACACGUGUGCUGGAGACUAAGGGUGAACGAGUUGUGACCGAGAUUGCUACUCUUCAAAGGAAGGGUGCAGAGCUGAUGAACGAGAAUAAACAACUGAAACAGAAAAUGGCCAGGAUUAACGGUGAAAAAUUCCCGGUUAUUGCUGACGUGGAGGCAGGCUUGAUACCAGAAGAAGGGCACUCGUCGGAGUCCAUAACCACUAAUGUCUGUAGUUGCAAUAGCGGUCCGCUUCCCGAAGACGAUUGCUCGGACACAUCGCUGAAACUAGGGCUACCCAUUAACUAGCUGAUGAAUAUACAUAUGCGGGCAUAACAUGGAUGGCCUUGUGCUACGUACGUAAGCGUUGUUUUUAUGUUUGGUUUCUUGUCGUUUUGAUCUUAAAUCGAAUGUAUGUUCAUCGUAUUCCAUGUGUUGUGGAAGGCUUGUCGUUUGCUAACUGCUCGGACUUGUAAUAUAAUGAGAAACUAUGUUUCACUCUC
Ipomoea nil (Japanese morning glory) is the source of this 1083-nucleotide messenger RNA. RefSeq names its product MADS-box protein AGL24-like. The transcript is spliced from 9 exons. The record is from RefSeq and is a predicted model, not a curated record. NCBI's taxonomy places the organism in Eukaryota, Viridiplantae, Streptophyta, Magnoliopsida, Solanales, Convolvulaceae. Gene Ontology annotation, biological process: positive regulation of transcription by RNA polymerase II. Gene Ontology annotation, molecular function: DNA-binding transcription factor activity, RNA polymerase II-specific; protein dimerization activity; RNA polymerase II cis-regulatory region sequence-specific DNA binding. Bases 203 to 889 code for a protein of 228 amino acids. Gene Ontology annotation, cellular component: nucleus.